Trichomycterus rosablanca is the source of this 2786-nucleotide messenger RNA. It is a transcript of the gene zmat1, whose product is annotated as zinc finger matrin-type 1. The transcript is spliced from 7 exons. Lineage: Eukaryota; Metazoa; Chordata; Actinopteri; Siluriformes; Trichomycteridae. The coding region runs from base 44 to 1816 and encodes 590 amino acids. Gene Ontology annotation, molecular function: zinc ion binding; nucleic acid binding. The record is from RefSeq and is a predicted model, not a curated record.
AUGGCGGAUUAGGUCGCUGCGUGUUUCUCUAUUUAAGACUAAAAUGUCCGUGUGUGAAGGCAGCGCAUCGCGUUUAGCAGUUAGUGAGAACACUGAUACUGUUCAUGUAAACACGGCCUCUGUUUCAGACGCCGAAACGAUACAAAACAGUAACAGUGACGUUACUAAUGUCCGUAAUGUUGAAGAAGCUCUGCUGCUUUUUUGUUUUGCAGAAACCCCCAAUGAUAAUGAACUUCUUAAAGGCUUGCUGACCGAUACUUUUUGUCAAGUGUGUGAGGCAGUACUGUUGUUUGAGUCUCAAAGAAUAUCUCACUAUCAGGGAAAGAAGCAUGCUCAGCGGGUUCAGAUCUACCUCCGGAGCAAGAAGGCUGAAAGGAGCAAGCAGAACAAAGAACACGGUAGCAUUCAGGGUUGUAGUGCAGGCCCAGAGAAGUUCUGUGAGCUGUGCAACAUGGUCUUUAGUUCCCCAGUGGUCGCCAGGUCUCACUAUGAGGGUAAAGUCCAUGCCAAGAAUUUGAGGAAAUCCAAUGCUACACUGUCUGUAGAUUCCAAGGCCAUGGCACAUCCAGUGGUUCACCCUGUAACAGUCAUAGAGGCCACUACACAGUGCAAGGUGAAUCAGGAACAGAAGGAAAGCUCUGACCCUACUUCCCAGGAGGUCGACCUGAACGAUCCCAACAAGUACUGCAAGCUGUGUACGGCCUCAUUCAACAACCCGCUAAUGGCUCAGCAGCACUACAGUGGUCGCAAGCACCAGCGCAAACAGGCACAGCAGGAGAUGCUGAACAGUCUCGGCGAAACAUCUGAACAUGUUAAUUCCCUCACAUGUCCACUGUGCUGCGUGACUUUCGGCUCUGUCGAUGUGUACCAGACUCACAUGCAGGGCAAGAAGCACCACAUGAAAGAGAGGAAGAUAGUUGAUUUAUGUAAGAAGAAAGAGUUCGACUCGUUCCAGGACGAGCUAGCCGACUACAUACAGGUCCAGAGGGCUCGCGGUCUGGAACCCAAAACAAAGCAGAGCUCUGAAAUUCAGGGACAGGAACAGAACGUGGAGGAUGAGCAGGAGGAUGAAGGUGCUGAGUUUGAUGAGAAGCUGCAGUUUCCUGCUAAUAUGUCAGAUCUUCCUCGACCUGCAUUUUAUUCACAACACCGGCGCCCGCCGUUCAAUCCUCAGCCCAUCCACGCUGCCGGCAGAGGAAGAUUCCACCAGGGCUGUACACCCUACCCACCUCCACUCAUCCCUGGCCUGACGGGCAGGGCAUUGCGAAAGAGGAGGUUACUGGAGACUUAUAGCUCCUCUUCGUCUUCACAUUCGGACUCCUCUUCGUCCUCUUACAGUAGCAGCAGCAGUGGUAGCAGUGAGGGCAGCAGGGACGAGAGCAGACUGAGAAGAAAGAGAAAAGAAGGGACAAAAAGACGGAGAAAGCAGGGAAAUGUUCCUGAUGAGAGUGUGGAAAAAACAAGAAGAAAAAGAAGCAAGGAUAGAAGAACAAGAGAAGAUGCCAAGAAAGCUAGGAGACAGAGAGACUCGAGUUCAGAGAAUGAGCAAGAGAAGACGCAGAAGGAGAAAAAGCACAGCAGGGGGCGUCAUAAAAAAGGACAUGGAAAGAGACUAAAGGAGAACCAGCUCUCUGUUGAUGGAGGGCUUAAUGUGGGAAAUGAUAAAGUGCAGACAGUAGAGCAGCAGACAUUAGAAAGAACAGAACAUAUAGAGGAAAAAUCAAAGCAGAAAAAAGAGAAGAAGAAACAGGAACGAGGGGACAACAGGACAGAAGAGGAGAAGCUCUGGGAUGAAACCAUCCUAGGGAUAUUCUAAUCAUUAUGAGAUGCAGUUUAGUUGUCAAUAUGUUACAUAUAUUAUUACGAUUCUUAAGGACAUUUAACUGUUGCAGAAUGUAUAACUAUUUCAUUUUCCUUAUUUAAACACUCACUUCUACAUGCAUAAACAUAAAUGCUUACUAGAUAACGUGGCAAAGAAUGUACGGUUAAUGCUGCACCCUUAUUUAUGUUCAGUUUGACUGUCAUCUCUGCAUGGUUGUCCAAAUAAUUACCAGUAGGUUUACUGUCCCUAGGAAUACUUCUUGGUCUUAAAGGUUCCAGACUUACCCUGACCCCAACUUUGAAAAUAAUAGUAAUGACAAAUAGCCAGCAAAGCUUGAAACCUGGCAGAUUAAAACUUUGAUGACACUUUAUUUAGAGUUUGACUCUCGGUGGUGGUGGGCUGGCACGUUAAACUACUGCACCACCUGAGCUCUGUUAUCAGCAGUUUUUAUGUGAUUAUAUAGACAUUAUGACAAAUCAUGAAGGACUUUAUGAAAAGCAUCACUGUAAAUAAACUGUAAUAAAACUGUUUUGAUGCACCUUUCCUACAUUUUCUACAAAAGUUUGUAAUACUACUUCUCUAGAUGUUCACACUCCUCCUAUGUGCCGUUUUGUUUCAUGUACAAAAGCGCCUUGUACCUUGAGGAGUCUCUGAAGCCCCCUGAGAUCUCCUGUUUUCAAAGAAUCCUGUGGUUUUGUUCCCUGUGUCUCAGUCAAACCUUCGACCCCCAAAAGGCAUGCGCCUUGCCCACAUCCUCCGUCUUUACGACCCUCACAAAGGCUUCUGAGGUGUUCUAGACCUUCAAGUGAGACUGGAGGGGGGGCGAUUAGAGCCUGCAGCCCAAACUCCCACACUCCGAAUGUAGCAGCUAAACUGCCUACAGCAGUUACAUGAUAUUAUAAAUGUAUAAUAUAUGUAAUAAUGUUUAAAUUAAGCUUCUUAAUAAAUAAUUUCUUUACAGGUU